CCUCCCCACACACAGAAAGAAACACAUUUUAUAUUCAAAUUCUGUUCUGCAGCAUGUUAACCUCAACUCCAUCCUUUCCAGUGAUUCAGCAGGGGGCUCUCUGAUUGGCUGAGCAACCUGUGACGAAGCACGGUCGCUAACUCUUCUCUGCCCUCCUCCUCAGCCGGGGAGAGAGAGAGAGAGAGAGAGAGAGAGAGAGAGAGAGAGAGAGAGAGAGAGAGAGAGAGAAAGAGACUGCGCUCUCUGAUCCUCCGGACUGGAAACCUAAACAGUGAUCAGACGCAGCUUUCUUUCUCCGGUUUAGCAGCAGGUUAGGCUGUGGUGGCUCUGGCUCUCACCAUGCCUGUCUCGUGUGGACUGAUGCUUAACUGACAGAGACCUUACUACCUACCUACCUCCAGUCGUCUCUCCACUCCUCCCUCCCCACGCUACAUCUCAUCAUCUCCCAUCUCCCGAAGCUGCAUCCUGCCUGUGUCUGCUGGAGGGCUGCACGCAGUUGGAGGGAGAAACUACAAUGUCUGCAGAAAACAGUGGUCAGGAGAGCAUGCUGAGCUACCAGAGGCCAGAUGAAGAAGUGGUAGUGGACCAGGGAGGCACGAGCUCAGUCUUAAACAUCCACUAUGAGAAAGAAGAGCUGGAGGGUCACAGGACGCUGUAUGUUGGGGUGCGAAUGCCUAUGGGCAGGCCGUCCCAUCGCCACAGGAGCUCCAAACAUCGCAAGAGAGAGAGAGUAAGAGCAGGGAGUCUAGCACCAGAAGGAGAGAAUACAGAUGACACAACUACCACCUCACAUGACACACCAUCCCAGAGGGUGCAGUUUAUUCUGGGCACAGAGGAGGAUGAGGAGCAUGUGGCUCAUGACCUUUUCACCGAGCUGGAUGAGAUCUGUGUUAAAGAUGGCAAAGAUGCAGAGUGGAAGGAAACUGCCAGAUGGUUGAAGUUUGAGGAGGAUGUGGAGGAUGGAGGAGAGAGGUGGAGUAAACCCUAUGUAGCUACUCUCUCACUGCACAGUCUAUUCGAGCUGCGCAGCUGCCUCAUAAACGGGACUGUCCUGCUGGACAUGAGAGCUGACAGCAUUGAGGAGAUUGCAGAUAUGGUGCUGGACCACCAGGAAGCAGCUCAUGAGUUGGACGACAGUGUGAGAGUGAAGGUUCGAGAGGCUCUGUUAAAGAGGCAUCAUCACCAAAGUGAUAAAAAGAGGUCUAAUCUGCUCCCCAUGGUCAAAUCCCUCACAGAAUCUGGCAGGAAACAGAGUGAACCGCAAAUGGACAAGAGCGGGCCUGCUACGUCUCCACAGCCUCCUCCUGUAAGCGCUGAUGUGAAAAACGGGACAGGGCAGGAUAAUGGUCAAGUGGACCUCAGUAAGGUGGAUACACACUUCAUGAAGAAAAUCCCAACUGGAGCAGAAGCUUCCAAUGUACUGGUGGGAGAACUGGACUUCCUGGAAAGACCUAUUGUGGCGUUUGUCCGCCUGUCUCCAGCUGUAUUGCUGACCGGACUAACUGAAGUACCUAUACCAACCAGGUUUAUGUUCAUUCUGCUUGGGCCAGAUGGAAAAGCUCAGCAGUAUCAUGAGAUCGGCCGCUCCAUGGCUACUAUUAUGACUGAUGAGAUAUUUCAUGAUGUAGCGUAUAAGGCAAAGAACAGGAGUGACCUACUGGCUGGUAUUGAUGAGUUUCUGGAUCAAGUGACAGUUUUACCCCCUGGAGAGUGGGACCCCUCGAUACGCAUUGAGCCACCCAAGACUGUACCUUCACAGGAGAAGAGGAAGAUGCCUGGAGUGCCAAAUGGUACAGUUGUUCCAGUAGAGGAGGAACCACACGGGGAACACCAUGGACCAGAACUUCAAAGAACUGGGAGGUUGUUUGGAGGUUUGAUUCUGGAUGUGAAGCGGAAAGCUCCGUUUUAUCUGAGUGAUUUUAAAGAUGGAAUAAAUUUGCAGUGCGUGGCGUCUUUCCUUUUCCUCUACUGUGCGUGCAUGUCUCCUGUCAUCACAUUUGGAGGACUCUUAGGAGAAGCUACAGAGGGACGCAUUAGUGCUAUUGAGUCUUUGUUUGGCGCCUCAAUGACUGGUGUGGCGUACUCACUUUUUGCUGGACAGCCGCUCACUAUUUUGGGCAGUACUGGACCGGUUCUAGUAUUUGAGAAAAUCCUUUUCAAGUUUUGCAAAGACUACGACCUGUCUUACCUGUCUCUACGCGCCUGUAUCGGUCUUUGGACAGCCUUCCUGUGUUUCCUUCUAGUUGCUACAGACGCCAGUUCACUAGUCUGUUACAUCACUCGCUUUACUGAGGAGGCCUUUGCUUCCCUCAUCUGCCUCAUCUUCAUCUAUGAGGCCUUGGAAAAACUUGUGCACCUGGGAGAACUCUACCCCAUCAACAAACACAGUGACCUGGACAAACUCACUCUCACAUACUGUAAGUGUGCAGAGCCUGACAACCCUAGUAAUAAGACCCUGAUGAUGUGGAGUGAGAGAAACAUCACAGCUUCAGGAGUGUCCUGGAGUAACCUCACUGUGAAGGAGUGCUUAGAUCUCCAUGGGCACUUUGUUGGGACGGCCUGUGGGCACCAUGGUCCCUACACACCUGAUGUUCUCUUCUGGUCAGCUAUCUUGUUCUUUUCGACAUUCUUCCUGUCCACCUUCCUUAAACAGUUCAAGACCAGCAGAUAUUUUCCAACAAAGGUGCGGUCCAUGAUCAGUGAUUUCGCCGUCUUCCUCACUAUCGUUUUUAUGGUCCUGAUUGACUACGCCAUCGGAGUUCCAUCCCAAAAACUACAAGUGCCCAGCAAGUUUAAGCCUACACGUGACGACCGAGGAUGGCUGAUUAACCCAAUUGGACGGAACCCAUGGUGGACAGUGCUAGCAGCAUCCGUUCCAGCUCUGCUCUGUACCAUACUCAUCUUCAUGGACCAGCAGAUCACUGCCGUCAUCAUCAACCGCAAAGAGCACAAACUGCUGAAAGGCUGUGGCUACCACUUAGACCUGCUGAUGGUGGGGGUGAUGCUGGCUGUGUGUUCUAUAAUGGGCUUGCCCUGGUUUGUGGCAGCGACUGUGCUGUCCAUCUCACACGUGAACAGCCUAAAGUUGGAGUCAGAGAGCGCCGCCCCCGGAGAGCAGCCUCGCUUCCUGGGUAUCAGAGAGCAAAGACUGACUGGCCUGGUCAUCUUUCUGCUUAUGGGCUGCUCUGUGUUUAUGACCGGUGCUUUACAGUUCAUCCCAAUGCCAGUGUUGUAUGGAGUCUUCCUUUAUAUGGGUGCCUCCUCUUUGAAAGGCAUUCAGUUCUUUGACCGUCUAAAGUUGUUUGGAAUGCCUGCAAAGCACCAGCCGGAUUUUAUCUACCUUCGUCAUGUUCCUCUGAGGAAGGUCCACCUGUUCACCCUCACUCAGCUUACCUGCCUCGUCUUGCUGUGGGUCAUUAAGACCUCCCCUGCUGCUAUCGUAUUCCCAAUGAUGGUGCUGGCAUUAGUGUUUAUUCGUAAGCUGCUGGAUUUCUGUUUUACCAAACGGGAGCUCAGUUACCUCGACGACAUCAUGCCCGAGAGCAAAAAGAAGAAGCUAGAUGAUGCCUCCAAAACAGUAGAAGAGCAAGAGUCACAGGAGAUGUUAGUUGAUGAUUCUGACCGAGGAGAAGAUUCAGUACAGAUCCCUAUGGAGAUUAGCAAAACACUCCAUUCGCCAAAAACACCAGACCCUAGGAUUGCCAGUGAAAUGGAACCUUAGGAAUUCCUCAGCCAUUGGAAACCACACGCAAAAACAGAUACAGCCAAACAUGUUUUUUCCUUCAUACUCUUUUAAACAUUGAUUCAGACAAACAUUCACACACACACAAACUCACACACACUAAAUGUACCAUAAUUAAGUAAAGGAGUAGAAGAGUAUACUUCUCUAAACCAAACCAGGUUUUUUUAAUAUGUGUUACAUUGAGCAAACACUGUCUAUGACGUUGCAGUACUGUGCCAUAUAUGUGUAUAUUAUUUUAUUUCCUGGUGACAUUAUUUAUGAAUUCUUGUAAAACAAUAUAAUGGAAAAUGCUGUAGACAUUUUAAACUUAAAUUAAUAUUUGACAUACUACUGUAUAUGUGUUGUGGUGCAUUGUCAGACGAAUAUGAAUAAUCUCAGUAAUAAGAGUAGUGUGUUUUCAGAAUGUGCUUUAGCCGGCUGAAUGGUUAGAGUAAUAAUUUUAAAUUCAUAACAUUUAUGUGCCUGAAGAUCCUAAUUGUUCCAGUGAGAAAUAGAUUUACUGGGUAAAUAUUGGAGGCUCAGAACCAGAAUGUAUCGUAUUGUAAUAAAUUAGUCACUGAUAAAUAUACUCAGUGCACUUAAGAAUGAGCAGUCCUGAACCCCCGGUUUUGUGUGAUUGUUUUAUGUUAGUCAGUGCUGAAAAUGAGCAAUAAAAGGCAACCAGGGAUGACAGUGGGUAAGAAGAGGCUGGGUGAUUGUCAAAUAGCAAUUUUUUUUGGAACCAUCUGUAAAAUGUUCUCAUCGUUCGUAAGCACACCCCUCUGUAAUAAGCACUGUAGAAGUGAAUUAAACAGAUAUAUGUUAAAUACAAGAAAAAGAAAGGCUCCUCAGGGUAUAGAGAUGGAACCUUCAUGUAAAGCCACGCUCUGCAAUUUUAAAAGCCAUUUUAUGAUGUGUACAGUACAAUCCUGUACACAUGAAAUGCAGUUUAUUUCAGAUAACGCUAAAUCAUUAAGCUAAAAACAACAAUCUUAUCCCAUUUUCAGUAUAUACAAGAUAUUGACAUAAUUGUUUACAAACAGAAACAGUGUAUUUUAAGCCUUUUCAGGUUACUGACUAUUAUUUCUUGCAUCUGUUCUGUGUGAGAAUUUCUUCAGCUUUAAAUAAGCAAAUUAAGUGGCAGGGUCACUUGUUUUGCUAGAUUUUUAAGCACCUCUCUCCAUCUUUAUUACAGACCAACCAUUGUUUUUUUAUGUGUAUAAUAUGUUUUAUUUUAACCAUAAUAAAAAGAAAUAUUUAUUUGUAGUUGCACUUUGUGUAGAUAAACAACAGAUAUGAUUUUCUAUUUUACGAGAAUUAUUUCAGAGAGUAAAAGUGUGUAUUUAUUUUAGUAAAAUUUCUUUUUGUAUGUAAUUGUAAUAACAGCUCAGUGAAUGCAUUUACCUGCAUGGGUAACACAAAUGUAUAUUUCUCACAGGAAACUGGCUUUAGCUUCCAUACAAAUGUCCAUUAGGCCAUACUUAACCAUAACAACAGUUUCAGUGCAGAUAGGGAUAUUUAUAAGGAAUGUCUACAAAUGCAUUAGAAUGUCAUCAAUACUGCAUCAGUGUUGUAAAUGUUCAGAUCAUGGAUGUGCUGUAUACUGGAUUCUGAUUGUCACUGACACUGUGAUGCUCACUACAUUUAAAAAAAAACUUUUGAAAAAGUUUUUUUUGAGGGGGAGGAUGGGUCAGUUUUCUCAUGCUGCCAUUAUUCAAUAAAUGCAUGUCACUGAGAAACUGAAUGUCAUUUUAAUGAAAUGACUUAACAGAUUUACUUGAUAAGCAUUUGAGCAGUACAGCCUUAGUUGAGCAAUUAACAUCUUUCUCAGAGUCACUUGGCAGCAUUUAUAUCAAGACUGCUUUACUUCUUAUUCUGACAGUCUGUGUUUCCCUGGUCUAUGGGAACUUGUCUAGACCAUUCAAUUCUACACUUAACCAAUUAGUCUCUUUGGCCAUAAAACUACCAUAAGAUACCUCAUGCCCUGCUGCUAACUGUAUCUUUAUACAUUUGUGGGGUUUUUUUAACUAUUAAUGAAAUUAAGUUCAAAUUAAUUAAAAUAUAGUAUAUGGAAAUGACUAGUCCAGUCCGUUAUCAGUACUAAUAUAAAUACUAUGGCAUGACAAGGUUUAAGCACCCCUGGUCAAGUAGUUAAGUGAGUAGAAAAUAAACUUAUCUUUUUUAGACAUAAAGUUAAAGAAUAUACUUUCUUUUUAAACAUUUUAAAAUUCUAGCAUUAUUUUGUUUUGAGCACUUUCAGAGUAAAAGGGGAAAGGGAGGAUAAAGUGAAAGGGAAAGGUUCGGUCUUUCUUAGAGUUCUGAACUCACAAAAGACUUUUACCAAAGUCUUAGACCUUAAUUAGCUUGCUAUAGCUAUGGCUUGUUGGCAGUAGUCAAGAUAAUGUCUGGAAGAUCUAUUAAAAUCAUAUAAUUGGUAGCAGGAGUGGUGGUACUCUCUUCUACUGUGCAUAAACACCUUUACAAAUAUGGCCUUCAUAAAAUUACAAAAUUCAUUAGAAAGGUAAAAGGUAACAUUAAAAAGAGCCUGAUGUAUUUUGAAAGCCAGUAAUGUGAGCUUAAGUGUAAGAUUUAUUCAUAUUUCACUCAUUUUACUUUUCAUAAUAAUAUUUUGCUAUUUUGAUCAGGGGUGCUGAAACGUUUGAAUGUGAAUAAUCUUCUUAACACAGUUGUGUGGAAACAGAAUGUUAAUUACAUGAAUAACCUGCCAAUAAACUGUUCUGAUAAUUGAAGGAUAUUUUAGGUACGUGUCAGUUGAAAAUGUUAUGUAGGCCAAAGCUAAUAAAAAGUACUGUAACUCUAUUUGAAUUGAAUAUUACAUUUAUUUAUGUAAUUUAGUGCAUACAGUAUAUGUGUGCUGUUCCGACUGUGCAUUGCACUGUUGUUUCCACUGUAAAUUAAAUCUGUUCUUUGAUUCUCAUCAUGCUGAACACAACUAACACUUCUGAGGUAUGCUGUUAUCCACAUCUGUUGGAUAUUUAUUAGAUUUAAUUAGAUUUAUUAGAUAUGAUGAGAGGAUGAGUAUAUUGCUUACAUAACAAGAGUGUUUCCAACUUAAUCUCAAACCUUCCACUGGGCCAAAUUAAUAUCUAAAUCAGUAAAUCUGUCUGAGACCUAUGUUUUUUUCUAUGCUUACCUCCCCUACCUCCUUUUAUCUCAGAUGAACAUUAAAACCAGCAGUACUUGUGUGUGUUUGAGUGUUUGGCCCUUUUCAUUCUCAGACAGCAGAGAAAAACUGAUAUACUGGACCCUACUGUGUUUACCCCAACAUCCAUUCAUCCAUUACUAUAAUUGCAUGGGCAGAGCCAGCAGAGAGAAAAUGAACGAGUGCAUAGCAAGAACAUACUACUUUUGUGCUGCUGUGGUAUAGAACCACUGAGAUUGUUUUGUCAAAUAAACUGUAUAAUUAAUGAUUGAAACUAGUUUGACUUAAAAAAUAACAGUUAUAAUGUUUGCAGUUAUAAAAUGUAGUUAUAAAAUGUUUUUUUUUAAUGUCCAGUUUCCCUGAUUUUGAAUUAUAAGCAAAAUAAAAUAUAUUGAACAUAUUC
Astyanax mexicanus (Mexican tetra) is the source of this 7287-nucleotide messenger RNA. It is a transcript of the gene slc4a8, whose product is annotated as solute carrier family 4 member 8. The record is from RefSeq and is a predicted model, not a curated record. Gene Ontology annotation, biological process: regulation of intracellular pH; bicarbonate transport; monoatomic anion transport. Lineage: Eukaryota; Metazoa; Chordata; Actinopteri; Characiformes; Acestrorhamphidae. Gene Ontology annotation, molecular function: solute:inorganic anion antiporter activity; sodium:bicarbonate symporter activity; monoatomic anion transmembrane transporter activity. Bases 515 to 3721 code for a protein of 1068 amino acids. The transcript is spliced from 24 exons. Gene Ontology annotation, cellular component: plasma membrane.